AGCUCACCGGCCUAGCAAGACAACAUCAGUACCUCUGUCUGCAAAGUAUUAUACAAGCUGCAAUGCAUCACAAAGUUGUGAAAGAUAUAUUUUUAGUUGUUUUGCUGCUCAUAAGUAGUUGCAUACUCUCCCCAUGCCGUGCAGAGGACUUCUAUGUGACUCCUACCCUGCCUGCAGCUGAGCCCUGCCCCCCUCCGUGCUACACUCUGGAUCAGUAUGCUCAGAAUUCCUCUCUGUUUUCAAACCAAACCAAUAUUACCCUGAUAUUUCUUGGAGGAGUUCACAACAUGAAUUAUGGCCUGACACUAGAGGGAGACGAACUUAUUUUGCAACCACAUACUUAUAAUGAGAGCCUCUCACCAAAUGGAACUGUUAUUUACAACGUUGAUACUUAUGGAAUCAUACUUAUUGGACAGUUUAUUGUGUUGGAGAAGCUAACAUUUGUACGAGUUGGAGUGCUUGUUAUGGAUGAAAUCUAUUUACUACGAAGCAUCACUCUCAACAGGUGCGUUUUGUACAGUGGCAAUGUAGUUGUUAGAACAAGUCCUAAUAAUACAUGUAUCAGUGUUAAUAUCACAAUAUCCGACUCCAUUUUUCAUGGAAACUCAGACUAUGAUCCUGAUUCAGAUUUCCAAGAUUUUGGUCUCAUUAUAUACAUAAAUCAUGAUGGUGAGCACACAUUAGCUCUAUACAAUAGCUCAAUCACACAAUACCCUUCUGGCGGAUUGUAUACAUUUGGAAUUACCUCCAUUGCCAUUACUGAUACUUUGAUUUCUCAAAGUCCUCAAGGAAUUACAAUUUAUUAUAAUGAUGAAGUAAUAAUUGAAAACACUACUGUCUCCUACUCCGAACAUUAUGGAUUACUUAUAUUUGGGGUAUCAAAUGUGACAAUUAUCAACUCAGCUUUCAUGUACAAUGAGAUUGGCAUCAGUUUAUUUAGCUCUACCGUGACAAUUUGGAGCUCGCUAAUCAGUAGCAAUGGCGUUGGAUUUGUCAGUGUCAAUUUCCUGGAAACAGCAUUGAGUAGAAACUCCGCUAUUGAAAUGGAUGGUUGUCACAUAACUCAAAACAGUGUGGCAGGAGUGUCUUUGUACUUCCAAGAAAUGGUAGUGUUUCGUGACUGUACGUUCGAUUACAACAAUGGAACAUCAAUCUUGGCAUACCAGAGCAAAUUUAAAUUGUCCAGAAAUACUGUCUUCUCAAACAACAAAGCUGAAAGAGGAUGUGGUAUGGCUUUGUACCAGUCAACAGUGAAGUUUAAUCAAGGAUCAAACACAUUGUUUGAGAACAACACAGCUACAGAAUAUGGUGGAGGCAUAUAUGUUGCAGCAAUUUCACUUCCUCUACCUCAAAUUCUCGUUACACUAGAAUUGGCGAUUUCAGGAUUUGAAGUAGUAAUAAACAGCAGGUCAUGCUUCUAUUCAACAGAUCUGUUGACAAACAACAUUAAUGUUACUUUCUCCAAUAACAUCGCAUACCUUGGGGGAACAAGUAUUUUUGGAUUGUCCAGGUCAUCAUACACUUCAACAUGUCCGGUUGUUGAAGUAAACCGGGAAAAAACUAUUUUUGAAUUUGACAAUUCCUCGUCGCUUGAUUUUCAGCUAACAUCUGAUCCAACUCGUGUUUGCUUUUGUUUUGACAACAAGCCACAGUGCAACGAUCGAAGCUUCCUUGUGUUAAACGAAACAAGAUAUCCUGGGGAAAUUUUUAAGGUUCCAGUUGUUCUAGUCGGAUUCAACUACGGAAGAGUUGUGGGCACUGUAUUUGCUAAUGUGCUUGACAGUGCUGGCACACUUGACAAAGCUCAGCGCUCACAAUUCGUUGAUAACACACAAUGCAGUAACUUAACCUAUACAGUUUCGUCUAGUGAGACAAACAGAACAGCUACAGUCGCUCUUAUGGUAAAUGAACCAGUCAUUGAUAGCCUUCAAAAGGAAGACAUGGAAUUGAGCAUAAGGAAUGCCUACUCGCUAGUAUGUGAUCCUGAGAAAAGAUUUGUAAGUAACUUAUUUUAUCCCUGUUUGGCACUCCUCACGACGCUCGUCUAUGUUAACAUCAAACUGGAAUCGUGUCCAUUGGGAUUUGAGCUCAUUGCAAAUAAGGAUUGUAAUUGUGAUGAAAACCUUGUUAACUUUAGAGAUUAUAAUAAUCUGACUUGUGAAAUUUUCGACCGAACAGGAUACAUUAUCAGAGAAGGAACAUUGUGGGUUGGAGUGGACACAAGGCAAAACAACACUGAUGUCUACUACUGGCACAGAUACUGCCCACGUGACUACUGCAAUACCUCAACAACAUCCAUCGACCUGAAAUCCCCUGACACCCAGUGCAGCAUGAAUCGAGUUGGAGUUUUGUGUGGGAGUUGUCAAGCUAACUACAGUCUACAGUUGGGUGGGAACAAGUGCGAACAAUGUGUUGACAGUUUUCUUGCUCUAUUGAUUGUUUUUAUGAUUCUCGGAAUUCUCUUGGUAGCUUUCAUAAAGUUUUUGGACAUCACAGUGAGCACAGGUACAAUCAACGGACUUAUAUUUUAUGCCAAUGUUAUAUGGAUGAACAAUCCCAUACUGUUUCCACAUCAAAAUAGGCAAACUGUUGCAUAUUACAUUCUUACUGUUCCAAUCGCUUGGAUGAAUUUGGACUUUGGUAUUGAGUCUUGCUUCAGCCAAAAUUUGAAUCAACUUACAAAGAGUGGCUUACAAUUUGUAUUUCCUGUCUACAUCUGGAGUAUUGCUGCUAUCAUCAUCCUAGUUUCUCACUAUUCAACCAGAGCCACUAAGCUCUUUGGAAACAAUUCUGUUGCAGUGCUAGCUACUUUAUUCCUGCUCUCUUAUGGUAAAGUGUUUAGGGCUAUCACGGAUGUUUUUAUCAGCGCUGAUGUGGCGGACUCAAACGGUACAUUUCGCAAAGUUUGGUCCCUCGAUGGUAAUGUACAGUAUGGAGUGACACCAGGACAUAUUGUAUUGAUAAUAUUGGCAAUUGCUUUCCUACUCUUGUUUUUGAUUCCCUUCACGCUGAUGCUCCUGCUAGUACCAUUUCUCAAGGGUAAAUCUAACCUUUGGCCUCUUCGUUGGAUCAAUACACUGACUCCGUUCUUUGAUACUUUCUACGGCCCUUUCAAAUUGAAGAAGCAGCAUCAGGUAUGGACUGGGAUUCUGCUCAUCUCACGCGUAGUGAUAUUGAUUGUGUUCGCAUCAACCUCGACAUUCAACCCUUUGGCAAACAUACUACUCAUGACUCUGAUAUCAGUGUUCCUUCUAAUCUACAGUGCACUGACUGGCUUGCUAUAUAAAGUAUGGCUCUUGUCAUUCAUAGAAAACAUUUACAUAGGAAACUUGGUUAUGCUUGGAGGAUCAUUUUUGUUCGAUCGAGCUCAACAAGGGGAACAUUUGAGCCCUGCAAUCGCUAUCUCUGUAUCAAUUGCUCUCUUCCAAUUUAUUUGCAUUCUGCUCUUCCACACUUGCAAGCGAGUCAUACCCAAGAAAAUGAUGGACUACUUGUUAAAGAAAAGAAAACUGCAAGUGUCAGAAUUGAUGGAAGAAAAUAUCGUAGACAGUCAGAAUGAUACGACUGUGACAACACAAGUUGUGGAAUUGAACGAUGCGUUCAACACCACUUUGAGAGAACCACUCCUAAAUUAAUGUAAUACCUUUUAGAAUAUGUACUGUUUAGAUUAAUAAUAAUUACUAGACAUUUUCUAUACAUCAAUGUUUUCUGUUAGUUAAGUAGUCAGUUCUUGUGCUAAUAAUUAUAUUAGUAAAACCAGUAGGUUUUACAUAGGAUUGGCAGUGGGUUUGCCCGUGUUUAGCAAUAUUUCAAUUAUUUUGACUCAUGUUCAAACUGUUCUAUCUCUGCAGGGAAAGGCCACAUCAAGAAACUGGCUGAACAGAUAGUUUAUUUAGCCUUUUCUCUCUUUGUAUCUCUCAUUUCAUAAUCCAUAAACAUUUUAAUGAAUGAAUAUUUUCAUUUUAAAAA
Molecule: messenger RNA, 3969 nt
Organism: Halichondria panicea
Lineage: Eukaryota; Metazoa; Porifera; Demospongiae; Suberitida; Halichondriidae
Exons: 1
Coding region: 63-3635 (1190 amino acids)
Source: RefSeq, a predicted model, not a curated record